AUGUCGGAUCCAUUCUGGUACACGUAUCCCUCCCCAUUGGAAGGGUAUCAAGACCUCCCGCCACUCCCAGAUGACUUAAAUGAGGAUGGAAAGUCUUUCAAGAAUCCUCAGACGGGUAUCCUAAGCGAGAGCUACCAGAAAUUCACCUCUGGCGUAACAAAUGGCCCGCGGGGUGGGUUUGACGUCCACAUCUACUACCAUCUCAACAGUGACGAGCAGAAGGACUUUGCCCGGGCAUUAUGGGAGAGGAUUCGAAGGGAGUUUCCGGAGCUGAGGAUCUAUCGCUUCUGGGAUCAUCCGGUUGGACCACAUACAAUGGCCAUGUUUGAGGUUAAUCUCUUCACACCGGCGCAAUUCGGGGCUUUCAUUCCAUGGCUGAUCAUCAAUCGAGGGCCCUUGUCUGCUCUUGUCCAUCCCAAUCAUGAAGAUGGCGAUGCGUUGAGGGACCACAGUCAAAGAGCCACCUGGCUGGGAGAGCGCGUGCCACUUGAUUUGGGCAUGUUGAGGAAGUUUAUGAACAAAAGGACAAGUGAGCGAGUAAAUGGGAAGACAGAAUAG
Messenger RNA from Cladophialophora bantiana CBS 173.52, 558 nucleotides. RefSeq lists its product as uncharacterized. The coding region runs from base 1 to 558 and encodes 185 amino acids. NCBI's taxonomy places the organism in Eukaryota, Fungi, Ascomycota, Eurotiomycetes, Chaetothyriales, Herpotrichiellaceae. The record is from RefSeq and is a predicted model, not a curated record. The transcript has 2 exons.